This is a messenger RNA of Necator americanus (New World hookworm), 2421 nucleotides long. RefSeq lists its product as uncharacterized. The transcript is spliced from 19 exons. The record is from RefSeq and is a predicted model, not a curated record. Lineage: Eukaryota; Metazoa; Nematoda; Chromadorea; Rhabditida; Ancylostomatidae. The coding region runs from base 1 to 2421 and encodes 806 amino acids.
AUGACAUUGAUAAACGAAUGCCUGAAUUGCUCUAUUUUCCGAUGGUCGGGACAGUACUACCGACAACUUAGAGGCCUAGCUAUGGGACAAAGGCUGGCACCCACUCUCGCCAUUGUUUUCAUGGCCAAGAUCGAAAAGCCUAUAAUAGACCGCAAACCACUGCUGUAUUAUCGUUACAUAGAUGAUUGCUGCGUCGUCUGCUCAACCCAAGCAGAACUAGACGCGUGCUUCAAUCUUCUCAAUCAGCAGUGUCCGCACAUCAAGUUCACAAGGGAGAGACCGAUAGACAACUGGUUGGCUUUCCUGAAUGUGCACAUUUACUUGCGGAAUGGGAUAUCGCAUCCCAGCAAAAUGAAAAAAUCUGUUAUAGGAAACAUGUACAGAACGGCGGCAAGAGUCUCAUCGAGUAGCCAGGAAAAAGCAUGGUCUAUAAAUGUGGCCCAUAAAGUAGCAAUGUCCAAUGGGUACCCAGCUGGAGAUGGUGCUACCCGACAAGCACGGUAUCCCUCUCGAAGACCCAACGUAGUGGAUGGCCCAGAGAAGAUCCCUUUCUGUUUACCUUAUAUAUCUGAUGAUAUGAGCAGAGCAGUACGGGGCUGUCUACGAAAAGCGGGUCUAAGGAAUGACGUGAGGGUUGUGGAAAUACCUCCAGCAAACCUCAAGGCGAAGCUGGAUUCCACAGACUAUAAAAAACAGAGAUCUCUCCCCUCAAAAGCACCACAAAAAAGUCGCAGAGAUUUUAAAAGGAAUUUUCUGAUCGGAAUAAAGAUUCUUGUCUUUUUUGAAGUUUUGGUAAUGAUUGGUCUGGUAUCAAUGUUCUACACAAUGGCUGUCAAAAGACUGAUAACAGAUAAAAUUAAAUGGGAACUAGAGCAGGUACCUGGUACUGGAGUGUUUGAAGAGUUUGCAGUAUCCUCAUCUUCCGAGACCUGCAGCGAACUGGCUAGGACAAUGUACAUAGAAGGAUAUCGAAGCAAUAUUAUUGCGGCAACACUGCAGUUCUGUCUCAAUCUGCAGCAGCCCGACCGAAGCGGCGACCUCGGACAGUCUGUUGCGGUUCACUACAGUCCUGAAAAGGGGUGCAGAUACACGCAAGGCCUUUCGACUAUACCAAAAAACGCGGAAUUGGUUCAAACCUUUGUCCAUGCUGUCAAUGCUGACCCGUUUUCGGAAUCGAGAGGUCCUUACUCGGAACUGUUGCCGUUAGCCUCGAUAACUUUGCUAGCUCUUAUUGAAAACACGACAGCAAGCGAAUUGGAGGAAGCAGCUGUGUUGAUGCAAGCAGAACACGGGGAUAAAAUCAUCUCAUUGACCACUCAUGCAAUAAAUCCUGUGGAAUUAGGGUUCCUCAUUAGAGAAGAAAUGCUCUUCAUCAAAGGCGAAGAAUUUACUACAAGAGAUAGAGGAGAAAUAACGACGAUAACGGAAUUUGAAGAGAAAGUGAAGUGCUUUAUUUCCACUACAACACUUCGAGACGGAGAUGCCUUGAAGGAGCACAUCAAAGAACAUUUGAUGCCAAACCCCUUGCACUAUGGGGAUCCUUUCACUUCUGACUAUUCUCCUCUGGAUGAGGUGGGUAACAAAUACUGGGUUAAAAAGGCGAUGCAAUACGAUGCAGAAUCACGUAGUUAUUGCUAUCCUGGUGAUCCUUCAGUCGCUCCACAAAUUUUUGAAGCAGUGCAUACGAUGUCAGAUAUCAAGGUAGACGAGAUGUUCGACUUUGUUCCGGACCAAGCAGCUUCUAUAUUACAUGAUGUGAUGCACACAAUAUAUGAUACAAUCGCGAACUACGAAGUUCCAAGUGAAUGGGUUUCGCUCUACAUGGUGAGCAAUCAAACAGAGUUUGAAAAAAGUGGUCUGAAAUCAAAUAUGUUCACUCUUGCGAUGGGGAACGAAGCUUACGCAUUUAUAGGAACUCUUGGAACAUCAUUUGGAUCGCUCUCGACAACACCAUUUAUGAACAAUUUGGUGCACAAUGUGGUGAAAAAUUUCGCAGUAGCCAAAGGAUUCGCAAACUCUUUACAUCCUUUUAUAGGACUGCAGAACAACACAGUGACAAUAGCGUAUGCAGGAACUCCAGGAUUUCCAACUGUUAGCCUGGGUAUACCUCGAUUGCUAAGUACUAUCAUCCUCAGUACACUAUUUGGCCACAACCUGGAAGAAGCUGUUAUUUAUCCUCUUUUGUACCCUUUGCCUAAUGUGGAUAAUUUGUACAGAUACGAGCAUCCUUAUAGGUCUCAAUUUGAUAAAUAUGUGAGCGGAGCUGGUAAAAAGAUUGUAAAUGUCCCUGGUAUGUUUGGAGACUCGAUCGCUGCAAUUUCUCGUCGACCUGACAAAUACGGCCGCCAGAAAUUUGUAGCUUUUUACAAAAACAAAAAAACGCCAGGACGACAAUUCAACACCAGAAUAAUCGGACUCUAA